This is a messenger RNA of Carassius auratus (goldfish), 5585 nucleotides long. RefSeq lists its product as uncharacterized. The transcript has 2 exons. The record is from RefSeq and is a predicted model, not a curated record. NCBI's taxonomy places the organism in Eukaryota, Metazoa, Chordata, Actinopteri, Cypriniformes, Cyprinidae. Bases 33 to 2243 code for a protein of 736 amino acids.
GUGUGUUUUGCACCAAAUCACACACGUUUUGAAUGCCCAAACAUUGUUGCAGAUGGGCUUGUCAGGGUCUCGUCAACGGCAUGUCCCUCUGGCCAGCAGGGAAACUAAAUGGCCCGCAUGAGGUGGGGGGAGAUGCAGGGCCCAAUGAAAACCCCCAAGUAUUUGAUGUUGAUUUGGAAUCACUAUAUUCUACUGUGCGUGAGGAAUUUGACCAAAACAUGACUGUGAUAGUUCAAAACACACGAAAACUGUCAAUGCAUGAGGGAUUGUUUUAUACUGACGUUUGUUUGGAAAACACACUAACUGUUAAAGGUAUGAUAGAUUGUGGUUCUAUGGCUUGCACUGUGAGCCCUGGGGUUGUGUCUAAGUUAAAGGAUGCAGGAGUAGCCUUGACUGAUUCUGGAGGGUCGAAAACAAAACCUAGUGGGAUGUGUGACAUAAACAUGACUGUUUACGGGUGUACUGUUCAGGUUCCAACAUUGAUUGUUGACGGCCAAGAUGAUGACAUCAUUGUGGGUAGCAAUGUGAUAAAGUACCUGAUCAAAGAGUUGAAAAGUCGAGGAGAAUUGAUUAAAAGAAGGAUGUCUGUCAAUAAGGAUUCUGAGGAUAGUAAACUUAUUCAGUUGCUGGCUAAUGUGGAGAGGUGGAACGGAGCAGUCGUUCCUGGAAAGGUUGGGACAGUUAAACUGAAGAAUUCCGUAACACUUGAACCCUUAAAGGAGCAUUUAGUUUGGGCAAAGCUUUCUAAUCUAAACAAUUUGUCAGCAGGCAGUGCCAUCAUUGCAGAGCCGUGUGGAGCACGCUCCAGACCCAGAAAUAUCUUGAUUGGUCGUACAGUGGCAAGGUUGUGGGCUGAUGGAUGGGUGCCUGUUAAGGUAAUUAACCCUUCAUCGGUGCCCAUUACUCUCAGACGUAACGCAAAAUUGGCUGACAUUUAUCCAUGUUUGGCACUGGAAGACUUUGAUGAUGCAUGUGAAGGCGUCACAAAUGGAGGGUUAUUAUGCCCAAUCAGACAACAUACCAACAAUGUAGAGGUUCAUGACAAUUCAAGUGGUUGCAGUUUGUCUGACAUUGGUGUACCCAGGAGAGACUGUGAGUUCCAUGAUAGGUUAACGAAGCUGGGACUCGCAGGCAUUGAUUUGAGUUCCUGUCAUUUGUCUUCUGAUUGGAAAAAAAAACUUGUUGAUCUAAUUGAGAAGUAUGAAUGUAUUUUCUCUAAACACAGACUUGACUGCGGCAAAGUUGAGGGCUAUGUACAUCGGAUAAGGCUGAGUGAUGACCGUCCAUUUAGGCUUCCAUACAGACGACUUCCGCCUAAUCAGUACGAUAAGCUUAGGCAAGCCUUGGAUGAAAUGGAAGAGAGAGACAUUAUCAAGAGAUCUAGUAGCGAAUAUGCUUCACCUCUUGUUAUUGUUUGGAAGAGAAAUGGAGAUUUAAGACUUUGUACUGAUUUUAGGUGGCUCAAUGCUCGAACUAUAAAGGAUGCUCAUCCAUUACCACAUCAAGCCGAUGCUUUAGCUGCACUGGGUGGAAACAUUUUUUUUUCCACUAUGGACCUGACGUCCGGCUACUACAAUGUUGAAGUACAUGAGGAAGACCGAAAAUACACUGCUUUCACAUCGCCUUUUGGGUUAUAUGAGUAUAACCGUCUUCCUCAAGGACUUUGUAAUAGUCCAGCAACUUUUAUGAGAAUGAUGCUCGGAAUUUUUGGAGAUCAAAAUUUCUUGAGCCUUCUCUGUUACUUGGAUGACGUGCUUGUAUUUGCUCCGGAUGAGGAGUUGGGUUUAAAGAGAUUGGAGCUGGUUUUUGAGCGCCUGAAGUCUCAUAAUUUGAAGUUGGCUCCAGGGAAAUGUCAUUUUAUGCAAAGGUCAGUGAAGUUUCUUGGUCAUGUUGUCAGCGAGGCGGGUGUGGCUUCAGACCCUGAUAAAAUCAAGGUGAUUACUGAAAUGACAGAGUCGGAUCUUAUGGAUGACAAAACUGGUGCUCCAUCCCAACAAAAGAUACGUUCUUUCCUUGGGAUGGUAGUAUAUUAUCAGCAAUUUAUAGAACAGUGUUCAGUAAUUGCAAAACCACUGUUCCAGUUAACUGCUGGCGCUAAGGGUCAGAGAGGUAAAAAGGUUAAGAAGACUGUGUUGAAAAGAACACUUACUGCAGAGGAUUGGACUGAUGAUUGUAGGCAGGCAUUUUGUCGUCUUAAGCAGGCUCUGAUUGACUGUGUUUUAUUGGCUCAUCCUGAUUUUUAACAGGUCUUUCUUGGUUUCGGUGGACGCUUCCAGUAGUGGCCUAGGUGCUGUACUUUCACAAGUACCAGAAAAUGGGGAUAUGGCAAGGCCAGUUUGUUUUGCAUUGAAGUGGGCUGUAUGUGACAAAUUUAGUCACUGGCUGAGAGGUCGCCCCUUCACAGUAUGGACCGAUAACAACCCCCUGACAUAUAUUUUGACAAAACCAAAACUGGAUGCUUGCGAGCACAGGUGGGUUGCCAAGUUGGCGCCAUUCCAGUUUGAUAUUAAGUACAUACCUGGUUCAAGGAAUAUUGUGGCAGAUGCUCUUAGUAGAGAGCCAUUUGUAAAACAGAGCACUUUGCAUCGCCUUACUAGAGUACCGUACAAUUUGCUGUUGCAAGAUGCGUCAGCAGUCCAAGGGGAACAAGUGCAAGAGGUUUUCAGAUGGUCUGCACACCCUUUUGAGCCGAACACUGAGCCGGGUAUUGAGGCAAAAUGUGACAUGUUGGCAGUGCAUUCCCAAGCACCGGUAAGUAGGCCAUCUGGUUCUUGGUCUGUGAUGGAAGUGUCUGCGGUCAUGGAGGCAAAAAGGUCUAAUUUGGUAACCUCACAUUGUGACCUUUUGUUGCCUCAGUUGAUUCAUCUUGUUUUACCUACUGAUCAACCAAUAUUGAAGGGCCUGUCACGUGAAGAGUUGGCAGAUAGGCAGCGUACCGACAACAUAUUGGCUAGGGUGAUUUGUUAUGUAGAAAGGGGUAAGAAACCAUCUAGUCGUGAGCGUAAACAGGAGCCAGUGGAAGUUGUCAGGCUGCUUAGAUCCUGGAACAAGUUUGAGAUGAGAGCCGGGAUACUUUACAGGGUUUCUCGGGAUGUGGUGUCAAAGAAAAAGUCAUUCCAAUAUGUUGUCCCAAAAUCAUUGGUGGUGACUGUGUUGAAGGGGGUUCAUGAUGACGCUGGCCAUCAGGGCCAACAGAGGACAUUGUAUUUGGUGAGACAACGUUUUUUCUGGCACAAACUUGAAGCGGAUGUGAGAGAUUAUGUCAAAUGCUGCAAGAGGUGUGUUUACGGUAAAUCACCUGAGCCAGAGGCUAGGGCUCCUCUUGAAAACAUUAUGACAUCUGAACCCUUGGAACUUGUGUGUGUCGAUUUUUGGUCAGCUGAGGACAGCAGGAAUAAGUCAGUGGAUGUACUUGUUGUCACUGAUCAUUUUACUAAAAUGGCACAUGCUUUUCAUUGCCCAAACCAGUCAGCCAAAGCUGUAGCUAAGCAAUUAUGGAGCAAUUUUUUUUGUAUAUAUGGCUUUCCCAAACGCAUUCACUCCGAUCAGGGAGCAAAUUUUGAAAGUGCAUUGAUUUCUGAGCUGUUGUCAGUUGCAGGGGUGGAAAAGUCACACACCACUCCAUAUCACCCAAUGGGUAAUGGGGGUGUGGAAAGAUUUAAUAGGACACUUGGAAACAUGAUUCGAGCACUCCCCCCUGCAGCGAAGCAAAGGUGGCCUCGACUGCUUAAAUCUCUGACAUUUGCAUACAAUUGUACGAUUCAUGAGACCACUGGAUAUGCACCUUUUCAACUGAUGUUUGGCAGGACCCCGAGACUCCCAGUCGAUGUGGUGUUUGGGUCAGUUUUGCGAGAUAAUGAUGUUGUUGACUACAAUGAGUACGUUAGGGAAUUGAUGGAAGAUCUCAAACAAGCAGUGACGAUUGCGAGAAGGACUGCUGGAAAACAACUGAAAAGACAUGCUGCUCUUUAUAACAGAAAGCUCAAGGGUGCUCCAGUAGAUGUUGGGGACAGGGUUUUGUUGGCAAAUAAGGGUGAACGUGGCAAGCGAAAACUGUCCGAUCGCUGGGAGAGCAGUCUGUACAUUGUAGUAGACAAAAAUGUUGAAACAAAUACUUUCAAAAUUGAGAAUUCUUCCUCAGGCCAAGUGAAGAUUGUUCAUCGUAAUUUGAUCAUGCCUGUGAAUUUUUUGCCUUUCCCUGAUGAUGUUGCAGAGAGACCUGUGGGAGGGGAAAGGUGUGUUGGCGGUGACCAAACUCACACGCUAGAGCACUUGGAGAGAACAGUUGAUGAGAGAACAGUUGCAUGGGUUUCGGAGCUUGAAUCUUCAAGAGAUUCCAAAAAGGGGUCAGAGGUUUCGGAAAUUGGCAAUGGUGCACAAGAAUGGCUUGUGUGUCAUAAUGAUUCCGGUGACCCCGUGGUAUUGGCUGAGUUGGAAGACUCUGUUGGAUUUGCAUGUUCAAUUGACAAUGAAUCUGAUCUGGACAUGAAUUCGAAUUUGUCUGCAUUUGAUCUAUCAUCAGAUGUUGACUCUCAAAGCAAUGUAACUACUGUGGUGUCAGCUCAAUUUGACAGCAAAACUGAUGUUGGAGGUUUGAUGACUUCAGUUAGAUCAAGAGCUGGAAGAAUUAUCAGACCGGUGGUGAGGCUUAUAGAAACAAUGCAAGUACAAAAAGUAGACAAUAAGGUUAAUGCCCCUGUUUGGAUCUAAUUUGUUUUAUUACUACUUUUAUUGUUAUGCUUUUGUUUUUAUUUUAUUUUAUUUUUUUCUUAUUUAUUUAUUUAUUUAUUUUUUGAUCCUGUUGUUCUCCCAUUUAGUUUUUUUUUAUAUUGUGAAUGUAUUUGGUCUGUAUAUCAAGAUGUGAUUUUAAGGGACUGUUUCUAUGUUGAUUGAGUGUACUGAACAUGUAACAGGCAUGUUGACCUAUGAGUUUGGAGGGGCGUAGCUAACCCCUUCUCCUCUAAUUCUUUGUAAGAAUAGUCUAUGAACUGGAAUGCUCAUCAACAUUCUUAUCUUGGAUAUAUUCAAAUUGCAUCUUGUUUUGAUGUGUUUUUGUUUUGUCAAGGUGUAAAUUUAUAUAUUUCUGUUUUGUAUUCUGCAGUUAUUUGUACCUGAGUGUCAUUAGUAGUGAGUAUGUUAUGCCAUGGUAGGUUAGAAUUGUUGCAAGUGGAGUUCAGGAGGGGAGAAUGUAACAGAGUUAUAUACAAAGUGUGUCUCCACUUGCAAAUAAUGAUAUAUCAAAUAAUCACAUUUACAAAUGACUAGAUGGAAAAAUGUUUAUCAGAGCUUCCUAUUGGCUGGCUGGUUCUACGUGCUGUGUACGCCCCUGUUGCGUUCGUCAGUUCAUUUGUAAAAAGGCCAGUGGUAAGUUGUGUGUUUGGUAGCUCUGAAAUUCUGUCUGUUACUGUCUACAAAAUGUGUGAGACAUCAUGAGCAACAGCAUGUAUUCGAUAUCAAGACAAGUGCUAGACAUUGGGGAAGAGUGUAAAAGAUGUUUGUUUUAUUUUAGCGUGCCAGCACGAGGAGUGUCGAAUAUGCUGGAACUGAUCAACUCACUCUGUGUUAUCCUGUUUUCUCAGGUACAG